Molecule: messenger RNA, 1668 nt
Organism: Salvelinus sp. IW2-2015
Lineage: Eukaryota; Metazoa; Chordata; Actinopteri; Salmoniformes; Salmonidae
Product: olfactomedin-4-like
Biological process (GO): signal transduction
Source: RefSeq, a predicted model, not a curated record
UCUGAUGAGCUGAUAAGAGGGUCUUUAAAAAUACAGAGCGAACAGACAAGGAGACUCACCAGAACAACACUGGAGACAAGAUGGCUCCAUUUCUACUGCUCCUGACUUUCCUUUGCCCUGCGGUGGCUUGGCUGUGUAUUUUCCUCCAGCCAAUGGAGGACUGGGACUCUGGCAAUGUGACUGCAUCUGUAGGGGAGUCGGGGAAAUGCCUUUGUCAUGUGUUUCUACUUGACACCACCUUCCCUGCCGACCGUGUGGAACACAUGCAGAAAGUCACCAAGGAUCUGAUGCUGGAAGUGGGAAUCCAGAUAAAUAAGCUGGACAGCUACAAGGGCAAGCUUGUGAUUUUGGCUGAGCUGAGGAACCUGACUAUGAGAGUUGAGAUUGUGGAGAGCGGCCCUGACAAAUACAUCCGACUGGACUUCGAGCUUCUCAGGAUCGAGCUGAGAGAGUUUGAAUUGUUGGUGACACAGCUGAAGGAUUCCCUCAACUCCUCCUCGCCUAUGUUCGACAGCCUGUACACAGAGAUUCGCAACAUGAGCCUGAUUGUGAACCAGUUGGAGAGCUAUGACAAGAGUAACCUGGAGGUGAUCCGUAUUGAGUUUGGAAAACUGCAGAAGAAGCUGUAGGAGUGCCAGAAGAACCAAGAAGAGGGCAUAAACCCAGAUAUUGGCUCCUGCAACCACAAAGGCAUCGCCAGUGUAGGGAAGCCAGUGGUCAGCCAACUGAAUGCAAACUUGAAUGCAGGCUACAGAUUUGGGGGGUGGGGGAAAGACUCAAAACCCAAUUGUGGCUUUGAAUCAAUGUAUUGGUAUGGUGCCUAUAGCAGUGCCUCAGUGAAUACAUUUUAUCUUUAUUCCAACUAUCAAAAUCUGGUUUUAAGGAAUUCAUUUAAACAACAUACCUUACCAAAUGGAUGGCAGGUUACUGGCAACAAUUACAUUGUUCAUGGUAACACCCUGUAUUACCAGAAAAACAGCCCAUUCAGCAUGGCUAAACUGAAUUUGACCAUAUCCAAAUAUGACUACAGAGUAAUUGAAAAGGCCAGUGCAACGUUCUCAUACAGUUUCUCAGCCAAUCAGAACAUGGAUUUCUCAGCCGAUGAGAAUGGACUGUGGGUAACAUGUGCCACAUAUGAAUCCAAAGGUAAAAUGGUCAUUGCCAAAGUAAACGAGGAUGAAUUUGGUAUAGAGGAUGUAUGGAGUACCGGUGUGUACAAAUCAUUGGUAGGUAAUGCCUUCAUGGUGUGUGGUGUUCUCUAUGCUACUAGACCAGUCGAUGUUCACACAGAGGAGAUAUUCUACUCCUAUGACACCAAAACAGAGCAGGAGAACUACCUCAGCAUUCCAUUUGAGAAGUUCCAGGAUGAAGAUUUAAACCUGCACUACAACCCUAUUGAUCAGAAAAUCUACAUGUACAACAAGGGCUACUAUGUGUCCUAUAGUGUCAAGUUUAACAAAGACUAGAUUCCCCCUCUGGUCUAUCGUAUCUUGACUGAUGCCACUGAUAUGACUUUCUGAUAGCAUGGGGCUUCGCUGAAUAGAUAGAUAUUCAUUACUUUGUCUGAUACAUUGACAUGCAUUUUAAAAUCAUGUCUCUUGAAUUCCUGAAAUAAAAUAAAACUGAAUCAUUGAAAUAACUGUAUGUGUUCUAUUUCGGUUCAUUUGA